GACCGAACAGCAGGACACCGCAGCAGUAGUGUGCACAGACCGGCGAAGAAGCUCAAAAGGGUAUGAGUACCUGCGCCUCGGUCAGGCUCGCUUUUCAAACACAACAAGAGAACAUAAGUCGAUAUGAUUAUCCCGAAAGAGGUCCAGUGCCGUACUUGCGAACAGGUGUUCUGUUGUGCCAAGUGCCGCCAGCGACACGAAGAUGGCAGCCAUCAGGAAGCCACCAUGAUACGUAAAAUUUGCUACAUCUGCAACAACCGGCCAUUUCCCCUGCGGAGGGAUACCAAAAUAACGCCAAACAAUUUAUUGAUCGUUCAUAUACUGAAAGAUCAUCUACCGCUGCGUUGCAAUCGUUGUGAGAAGGUUUUCUAUACCCUCGAGGAUUUCAAGAAUGUCAACAAGUGUUUCAUGGUUUGCGCGAGCAAUGAACCCGGCAAGGAAAGCGAAUGUCAUUUGGAAAGUAGCAAGCCGAUUUGUGCGGAACCGGUAACACAUACGGACGAGGUUGAAAAUAAGGAGAACUUUGCAACUGCUCAAACCCUCGCGAACGAUGAUGGUGGCCCGGUGGUGAACCGGCACCAACCGCCGAAUACGAGUGGUCGUCGCAAGAGUAGCAUUUUGCCCGGCGAUUUGCAACCUUUCGCCGACCCGGAAAACAAAAUCGAGGAAGUGGACGAAGCGCUGUUGACGCCCCUGACCAAGAUCAACCUUCGGUGGAAGCGCAAGAGUCGUCAAAGUUUCGACAGUAUACUCUCGGUGACGAACAACACGUCGGAGGCGAACGCGUCUGGUAUGCUGCGGGUCGAUGCACCCGGUGGAGGACCGGCAGGAAAUAGGCGCAAGUUGGUCCGCACCACCUCGACACCGAUGUACCAGUGGCAGAUAAUGCCAUCGAUCAUGGCGCUAAAGCACCCGAAUGAAUCCUAUUCGGCCACGAUGGGACAGAUGUCGAGCAUACACUGUAGCAGCGGCAGCGAAACCGAUAGCCGCACGGAAGAGCUCGAAAGUCCCCCACAACCGCAACCGGUACCGCCUCCUCCACCACCGCCCAGUAGUAUGCCGGACGAGCUGAAUAAGGUACGGGCGGCGAUCAUUCGCACGAACCGAUCGAAGGCGGCUGCGACCCCGCUGAGGCAGGUGAUGUCGAAGAGUAUCCAGCGGGCCAUCGCACAGCACACCGGUGCGUACUCUAAGAUGCUACUGCCCGGCACUCAGCGUAAGAUGAGCUUCAAUUCGACGAUGAGCAGCGGAGUGAACAGUAUGAUCGCGUCGCCGGUACGUGACCCGCUCGACCUGCGCACCACACCGGUGCUGAAGCGGCGGGGUGGAAGCGUCACAUCGAACGGAACGGACCAUUCCCAGCAAACGCGUCGUGAAAACUCCGUCCGCAUGCUGACCAAGACCGCAUCCGUGGACAGUGGGCGAAUGAGAAUGUUCCAGGAAUCGGAAUCUACCAACAACUCUUCGGAACCCUCAGAGUAUUACGAGACCCACCGGGACAUGGACACCCUGUGGAGCUCGACUGAAGACGAGCCGGCUGAUCGAGAAAAUCGCAACAAUUUCCGGAAGCAGGACGAACCGGCCUAUCCUCGCACCCCAAAACAAGCGACUGUUAAAAAGACGAUCAAUUUUGACGAACCGUCUUCAAAGCACAACCUGACGGAUGAGAAGAGCAUCGAAGGGGACGAUGUCUGGGGCACGCCAUCGUCGACGCUUCCCGUGCGCAGCUUCAGCUGUUCGGCGGUCGGUCUUGGCGAUACAUUCAAAGCGUAUGACGCGUCGGUUGAAGAAACCGAUGAGCAGGAUUCCACAUUGGAUGAAGUGUUCUAUCCGCCGCCACGAAGCUCGAAGCUCCCUGCGAUGGAAGACAAGGACCAGUGGAAGAAGAAAUCUCAAACGGCCGUUGGAGCGGCAAAAACGCAAAAUGGUGGCCGACUGUGGUCGAUCGUUUCGAACGUCAUUCGGCUGGCGUCACGGGGUGACGUACAGGAAGAACUUGCGGCUGGAAGCCGUGCCAACGUGGAGGUGUCUCAAGCUGCAAGAGGAAGUGGAGGUGGUGGAGGAGGUGUAGGGCUGGUGCAAAGAGCUGUUUCGUUUGCGGACUAUCUGAAGAGUCGCUACAAAGGUUCCGAUGGGGCAGGGUCUUCGGUUCGCACGUCCUCGUCCGGCUCGGACGAAUAUCGAAUACUGUCGGGCACGAACGGAAAGAAGCGUCGGCGUGCAGUCACGACGGUCUACUCGCGGACGUUCGCCCCGGCUACGAUGGCUGUUCCGAAAGUGCAAUGCAACAGUCCGGUAGCGAAGCGGAAACGUAUCCAGGCACGGCAACCGAUUCAGCGCCUCCGCAAUACGAGCAGUGGCAGCGGCAGCAGCUCUAACGGUAUGAUAGGUUAGGCAACUUUCUUAGAUCUUCCGACCACCGAAUGCUUCCUGGGAAGUUUGUGUUUAUAUUUUAGUAUGUUAUAUGCUUUAGGGAAGAAUGUUACUUAUUUGCCAUUCACUGGAAUUUGAACGAUGAAAAUAUAUGUUUUUGAAUUGUUUGAAACAGCAACAA
Molecule: messenger RNA, 2554 nt
Organism: Anopheles coustani
Lineage: Eukaryota; Metazoa; Arthropoda; Insecta; Diptera; Culicidae
Gene: fs(1)Ya
Product: mitosis initiation protein fs(1)Ya
Exons: 3
Coding region: 124-2394 (756 amino acids)
Source: RefSeq, a predicted model, not a curated record